This is a messenger RNA of Daphnia pulex (common water flea), 1958 nucleotides long. RefSeq lists its product as uncharacterized. The transcript is spliced from 6 exons. NCBI's taxonomy places the organism in Eukaryota, Metazoa, Arthropoda, Branchiopoda, Diplostraca, Daphniidae. Bases 45 to 1499 code for a protein of 484 amino acids. The record is from RefSeq and is a predicted model, not a curated record.
GUGUGUGAAAGUUUCAAAAUUCAAUAAUAGCCGGUUACGAUAAAAUGACUGAGGAGUACGAGAACGCUGAACCUAUUGACGCAGACGAGAUGGACGAUGCCGAACGAAUGCUGCCAUCCCCUGUUGCUACAUCUGCUGCUGCUGCUUUACCGAAAUGCGAAGAUAAAUUUCAUAGCUGGAUCAUGGCCCGUGAUAGUGCGUCUUCGCCAACUUUGCAAGCAAUGCUGAGUGAGGAUGCGUUGAAGCUUGAAAAUAGGAAAAAGCCCGACAUUGGAGAAAAGCCAAUCGUUAUUCCGCCAGGUUACAUUGCAUGCCCGGGCAAUGUGGCUUUCAAAUGCCCAAUCGGAUACCACCCACCGGGAGUGAAAUGUUCACAAGGUCCCAGGUAUUGGAAGGAAAUACGGGCUGCGCUUACCGAACACGCGUUCCAUUUAGAAAGGAAGCAGCCGUCUCUGCAGAAGCUUAUGGAAAAGCUAAUUUGGCAAGUUUCCGAAAGUGUUGGUAUAGCAGAAAUCCUUUCGUCUCCGAAAGUGGUAAAACUGGAGAAAUAUACCAUCAACAAAGGUCCAACUUGCAAGGCGUGCAAUCGACGCGUGUCAAUGUUGGCCAACGUAAAAGCUGCCACUUGUUACGAUUGCUCUAAUCGGAUAACCACCGUCUACCGCGACGUGACCGACUACAACUUUCAAAAUGAUCUGCCGACUGACGAUUUUAAACCCAGGAGAGAAAAAACUUUGGUCUUUCUUUGUGCAAGACAAUCUCCUGAUGGAACCGAAAAGAUUAAUCAUCAAGAUAAUUUCAAAAGAUUGAUAAUCUGGGUACAACGACUUGCAAGCAAUCCAGGCCCGUUUGGAGAUGGCUAUCCGAGAGAGAUACAAGUAGUAGGAAAAUUCGCUAGCAUAUCCAGUGGGCGUGUUCCUCUAUCGGCAAUGAACAUAGCGACUUUGAAUCAGCCAAAAGACGUUUUGACACUAAAUAUGCUGUCCGAUGCCAUCAUCAACGCAUACUGGCCUGGCGAUAUUAUUUUAAUAGCCAUGAAUCAACCAGCGUCCCUUUGUACAGGCCACCAAGACUUGGAGCAGUUCAUACGUGAAUUGUUCGAGAGAGGAAUUCCUCAGUCCGCAUUGUAUUUCACUUGUCGGGGAUUGAGGUCGUUGGACGGUGCAACGGAGCCUUAUGAAACCAACGUUUUGGCCGCAGAUGUCAGAAACGCCAUUUUAAACAACAUGCCCCGUUAUGGUAUGCGUCCAGCGGUUAGUGCCUAUCUCUACGCCUGCGACUUCGAUGAUCGCUACUUGUUUCCCACUGUACCCAGGGCGACCCUCUACCAAUGUGUUCAUCAGCGCGGCAACACAGGUGAUUCGCCGAUCGAGUUUCCGGCCGCGUUGACAGAUCAUCAGCCAGCCAAAAGGAGGCGUCUGCUGGUGUCGGACUCAUCAUCGUCGUUGGAAAUGCCUCGGCCACCAUCUGCCGCGUCGACCGGUGGCGUGUUCUUUUGAGUCUGCGUUUAGCGACCCAAUAAAACCUUCUUCCGUCACCGACGUACUGUCGGCGGGAAACGGUAUUUUUCUUUUUGGGUAGUGGAGAAGAAUGGUGUUUUUAGUUUUUUAAUUUCCUUUUCGUCCGAUGUUGCGGCUUUCCGUCGCUCAAGUUUUCCCCUUUUACGGACGCCUUUUUGAAAUGUUUUGACGGAUUUUGAAUAUUAGAUGAUUAUUGCGUUUGGAGCCAGCGUGAAAUGUUGGCGCUGGAAAAAUACGUUCGCAAAUCGUUGCAAAACAACGGAAUUAAUAGUUCAAGUGUAAGUUUUGUAAAGUGUCCCAGGUUUUUGUGUUUUUUUAGUGGGGGAGUGUAUUUGUGAUGCCUUUCUCAUCCAAUUCACACGUUGCAGUUGUUUUAUGUUUCCAUUUCGUAUACAGAAAUACAUUUUCUCUAAUUAUUCCGUAAUUGUAGGCAAUUUA